AUGCUGCCUGUCCUGCUGAUCCUCUCAGGCCUGGGCCGGCUGACCUCCGCCGGCCAUCCUGGACAUGAUGUAGCAGGUGAAAGGAACUGCUAUAAAUAUGCCUUCAGUAAUGUAGUGGUCAGCUGUGGGGCAGAAUGGCCCAAGUGGGCUGGAGUUGGGUAUUUCUCUUCCCCAGGUCAGUUAGGCUUUGAUAAUACCCCACUCUACUGGACCUCUGCUAUUGCAUCCUGUGGUGCCCAAUUAUUCAUGAAUGUAUCUUCAUACACUCCUCUUUAGGGCCAUUGCCUUUAUCAAGGAUAUGCUGCAGAGGUUCCAAAAUCAGUUGUGACACUUAGCACUUGUUCUGGACUCAGGGGAUUAUUGCAGUUGGAGAACGUCAGUUAUGGCAUUGAACCAUUGGAAUCUGCAGCUGCAUAUGAGCAUAUGCUUUAUCAAAUAAAGAAUAAUAAAAUUGAGUUUUUGCCCUUACAAGAAAAUUAUCCCACGACCCAAGUGGUAGAUCAGUCCUACCGGAUACUUGUGAAAUCAGAAAAAAAAUCAGAUGUUGAGCUAUUGAAAAGAAUUCUGAAAAUUCAAAUCAUUAUGGAUAAAGCCUUGUUUGAUUUAAUGGGCUCUGAAGUAGCAGCUGCAACUGAGAAAGUUGUCCAUAUCGUUGGUGUAAUCAACACUAUAUUUUCCCAGCUUAAAGUGACAGUUAUGCUAACUUCUUUGGAGCUCUGGUCUGAUCAAAAUAAGAUUUCGCUUAGUGGGGAUGCUAAUGAAGUACUACAAAGAUUUGUGUCAUGGAAAGAACAAUUUUUGUUUCAGAGGUCCCAUGAUAUGGCAUACUUAUUAAUUUAUAGGAACCAUCUUAAUUAUGUGGGAGCAACAUAUCAUGGAAUGGCAUGUAAUCCAAAGUUUGCUGCUGGAAUUGCUCUGUAUCCGCAGAUGAUAACUUUAGAUGCAUUUUCAGUUGUUAUGGCACAGUUGCUUGGAAUUAAUCUGGGAUUAACAUACGAUGAGAUCUACAAUUGUUACUGCCCAGGAACUACAUGCAUAAUGAAUCCUGAAGCAAUACAUUCCCAUGGUGUAAAGUAUUUUAGCAGUUGCAGCAUGGAUGAAUUUAAGCACAAGGUUUCACAGCCUGAAUUUGAAUGUCUUCAGAAUAAAACAGUUUCAGAAGUGGUUCGCCAAGGAAGAACUGCAAUUUGUGGUAAUAAAAUUGUGGAACCACCAGAACAGUGUGAUUGUGGUCUUCCAGAGGAAUGCGCUCACAAAAAAUGCUGUAAUCCUGUAAGUUGUACUCUUAUUGGAAAUGCAGAGUGUGGCAGUGGACCAUGCUGUGAUAGAAGAACUUGUCUGAUAGCUGAAAGAGGACGUUUAUGUAGGAAAAUGACAGAUCCAUGUGAUUUUCCAGAAUUUUGCAAUGGAACAUCUGAGGCUUGUGUACCUGAUGUGAAAUCUGCUGAUUUAGAACCAUGUAAUAAUAAUACUGCCUAUUGCUAUGAGGGAAUAUGCCGAGAUCCAGAUGUACAGUGUGAAGCAUUAUUUGGAAAAUUUGCUAAAGUUUCUACUUAUCUAUGUGCACAAGAAGUGAAUUUUCACGCAGAUCAAUUUGGAAACUGUGCCAAACAUGGUUGCAAUUUUCGGCAUAUCCUUUGUGGAAAGAUAGUUUGUCACUGGACACAUUCACAGAUAGUACCAGUAAAAACUUUUAAUGUUCAAUAUACUUACCUUGGAGGCCAUAUAUGUUUGUCAGCAUAUUUGAGAAAUGAAACACAAUCUUCAGAGUAUGAUUUUACUCAAGUGCAUAAUGGCACGAUAUGUGGUCAAAAUAAGUAUUGUUAUAAAGGAUUCUGUAGAGAAAGAAGUGAGAACCCAGUAAAAACAAAUUGUGACUCAGUAAAAAAUUGCAGUGGACAUGGGGUUUGCAAUAAUAGGUUUAAUUGUCACUGUGAUGUUGGAUAUUCUCCUCCAAAUUGUUAUCUAAAACCAUCAUCACCAGGAGGAAGUUAUAAUGAUGGGUAUUGGUUUCCAGAGGAGAAAGGUCAAAACAUACCUGCAAAACGACAUGCUGCUCCUGAAAAAAAUGGCCUCUUAAUCAGUUUCUACAUUUUUCUACCUUUCCUUAUUUUAAUUGCCAUUAUUGCUCUUAAAUGGAAUAAAAUAAGAUUUUGGAACAGAGUGGAAACAGUAAGUGGAGAAUCUAUAUCAGAAGACAACAAUAGUAAUAGCAACCAGUCAUCAAGUUAA
Molecule: messenger RNA, 2232 nt
Organism: Puma concolor (puma)
Lineage: Eukaryota; Metazoa; Chordata; Mammalia; Carnivora; Felidae
Source: RefSeq, a predicted model, not a curated record